Molecule: messenger RNA, 5214 nt
Organism: Phaedon cochleariae (mustard beetle)
Lineage: Eukaryota; Metazoa; Arthropoda; Insecta; Coleoptera; Chrysomelidae
Source: the annotation of a GenBank genome assembly
AUGGGAAAGGUGUUGGAAACCAAAUUUUCAGAUGUGAGCCACCGUAUACUGAGGAAGCCUGUGAAAAGAGAUAAGUUUUCAGCAUCACAAUCUAGUACCAGUAAAAAUGAUGAUACAAAUCCAAAAAAGAGAAAAAUUUCAGGCAUAAAUGAUGAUGAUUCUCAUUUGCCCAACAAGUUGCAGAGAUUGUCCACAGAUAUAUUACCAGAAUCUCUGGACAUUGUCCAAACCGAAAUACAAGAUGAAAUGAAGGGAAAUGAAAUUGUUGUCAAUAAAAUAUAUGGAGAAAAGUGCUCUACUUCAGAUUAUGUUUACUUGAAAAUAGAAGACAACAGUUGUGAUCUGUUUCUGGAUGAUGAACUAAAGAAUAGUCAUGGAAACUUCAUUUUUAAAGAUUUAUAUUUUCACAUAAUGGAUGAAAUUUGCUUGGAAGGAUUGGAUGGAAUUACUAUUGAGGCUUUCUGGACCAGAUUAUUAGUAGUGUUAGAAGGAGUUUCGUCGAUAAGCGGUUUCAUGAAGGAAAACAUUUGGAAAAUAAUAAUGAGCAAGCACGAGGACCUGCAUUUCUAUGAGCUUCCUGAUCCCAGAAGGGAACUAGAAAUUUAUGACCGCCUGAAUUUUUAUAACUGGGACAUUGGAGUAGUAAUGGAAUUGGCAUUUGAGUUACCCGACAUCUAUCCCCAUAGCGUGGUAAAUGUUCCAAACGUUCAAGGAUCAUGUGCAAAUUUCAAUGAUAGGAUGGAUGUAUCGGCAACAGUAUUAGGGAUGCACCUCAAAGACAUAGAGAAAACAUACGGCAAUAAACUGGCGAUCGUAGCUCAGCAACAAUUGAGGACCCUCGCCCUUUCAGGCGAAUUCCCAGAUCCACAAAUCGAAAUGGCGAACAUCCAAUAUUGUAUCCUGGAAAGAAUAGGCAGAUCUAGAAAAUUGGGGGAAAUCACCCAAGGCAACAUGUCUUUGACUUCCGCUUUAAAGAUGGACUCGAAGUCUGUCUUCCACUAUAGGAGACAACUUUACUUGAACGGGCACAUAUCCAAGCAGUUUUUCUACGUCAAAUCUGCACUUACAGACCAGAACAAAUCGGGAAAAUUACUGCACCUGCGCAGGUUCUUCAACUUUUCGAAGACGAGAUACAUGAUGGUAGCGGACAAGGCUAUAAACAUUAUGAAGAAACAGCCUGGAUGUAUGAUGGAGGUGGGGAAAUUGAAGAGGAUGAUCGAGAGCACUGGUUCGCUGGUCGGUAAACUGUUCAAGACUGCGGAAUUUCGUAAAUAUGUGAAAACAGAUUCUUUUUAUCCAUACAGAUUCGUGUAUCCUAAUGCGAAGAAAUCGGAAUAUUUGAGAAAAUCCACCCGGACCGAAAAAAUGUUGAGAUGUUACGAAUUGAAGAACCCUCAUAUCAACAUAAUAGCCACAUGGAGCCAUGAAAAUGACGAUUCCGAUGAAGACGAAGAAGAGGAGGAAGAUAAGAUGAUCGGAAGCACGUUCAACAACAUGGAAUUUUUGAAGGAACUUUAUUACCACAUAUAUUCGAAGGGUGCCGCAGGAUGUUCUCUAUUUGAACUGAACAAAAUGGUUGGAGUCGAUAGGAACUCGUGUCGAAUGGCCCUUAAAAAAUUGACAUCCAAAGGUGUCAUAGGUGCUGAGAAAGUCGACAUAGGAAGACAACGGUCCAUGGUCUACAAAGCAAAAAGUUUGCAAAAGAGUGAACAAGUGGAUUCGCAACCAAUUGAAAGUUCUUCACACUCCACUUCUAGUAUAACAGCAAAAAUGAUUGAAAGGCAACGAGCUGCUAUAUUGAAAAACAAACAAAUCAAAGCAGAAGUUGGAGAUGAAAAGCAAAUUUCUUCGCUUAAUCAACUGGAAACACGACUACCUAAAAUGACUCCCAGGCUUAUCAAAGUACAAGCACCGCAAAUAAUGACUUGCCCAUUUUUAAUUCCGAAUUUCACACGACAACUCGAUCUAAAACAUGAGGCAACGCAGUUGAAUCUCACUUUCCCAAGAGAUUACAUCAACCUAACCUACAAAUUAUUCUCUACUAUUGGACGCUUCGACAUCAACAAAAUACUCAAAGAAAUAAUUCCUUCGAACCUGAAACCAGCCACUUUUACAAACUUCGAAGAUUUCUAUUCCUCCAAAAUGGAAUACGAUCCUAUAACAAAAAUAAUCCUACUGAAGGCAAUGUUUAGGGAAAUCACCGUGAAAGGCACCACGGCCUUGAAAAGCAGCGCGCGCAACCUGCCCUGCCGCAUCGCCAUCCCGAAGUCGAAGCGAUCCAUGACGUCAUCAGAGGUUAUGGGCGACCACCCGGUGCGAGUGUUCCACAAGCAAGAGAACGACGUGACCACGGAGAUCGUCGAGUCUACAGCCCCAUCGAGAGCGCAGGCGUCGGAGGGAGGUCCUCCCCAGAUGGAUUUCAUCUCGGAUAGAGUGGCGAGCAGGACACGUUUGGUGAUCGAUGAGGUCCACAAGAGGAGGGUGUUCGAGGAGCCACACAAGUUGUUGAGAAUCAUCCAGGAGGAGGAGAAGAAUGAGGGUUACGAAAAAAAGAUGGACAAAAAAUCGUUGAACAGAAUACUGAGAAGACUGGUCGAAGAAGGUUACAUUAAAAUAUACAGAAUAAACAUCUUUGACAGCAACAUAGCGAAAUCCCUCUCGUUCAUAUGUCAUCCAUCCAUAAGUCAUACUGAAGACCAGAUCCAGUCUGCCUGCCAACAAAUGAAAUGGAAAUACUUCAUAGGUUCGGUGAAGAAGACCGUGAAGCUGAACGUACCUGUGGUGAUAAAGAAAGUGGAAGAGAAAAUGAAAGACUCGCCUUUUUCCGAAUCGGACGUCAUGAACAGCAUCGAAGAAAUGAAGCGCUUGGAGAAGCUGAAGGUGGUCGAGUUGAGAAACAGGUACGCUAAGAAUGCAAGCGUGACGCACGGCGUGAAGCCAAAGUUCAUCCGCAUGCGCAUUGUGCACGAGUUCCUGUUCUAUCUGGUGUACGAACAGCGGCAGGAGGGGGUGGGGGAAGAACCUGUUCCGAAACGGGAGGUGGAAAAACUGUUCAAGGGCUACGGUAUCGAGAUAACGCAGGAGGAACUGGAGAAUCUACCGGCGGUGUACUGCAAAGAAAUCAGCUGGAAGAUGUUCAUACCGCCUUUGCCGCACCACAAAAGCUGGUCGGAGGGAUGGGCGCUGAUGUGCGACGUCAUCCUCCGGUUGCCCGUUUCAGUUCUUUGCAAGGUGCACAGCUGCAGCUUCCACUUGCCCGAGCUCACCGAGACCCUGCGGCAUCCCAUCAAAAGAUUCUAUUUAGUGAAAGAUCUGUCGGAGUCCAUCCGAAGUGUCACUUUGUUCAAGAGGAGGUAUCUCUUCAGCAUCCAUGAUUCCAUCACCAGGCUGGCCUACUGCGGCCUUGUGCAGUACGGCCCGAAAAAAUACAAGGAAAAAGACCAGUUCUUCAUCUAUUUGAAUCGGAAGGCUUCAUUGUUUGAUACUACGAGCAGUCGGCCCUCGUAUAAUUUGAUUGAAGACAAGAUGUAUCCCAGGAUGUCAUUCAAUUUCAGGAGUCAGACCGAUUUGGAGAACUAUUGGUACAAUUUGUACGGCAUAUGUAUGAAUACAAAACUGAAUGCCAGGAAAGAAGGACAGGUGGUAGUAUUGACCGAGAUUUCUGCUAAACCUGAACUGGAAAGAGCUAUGAAAUCGAGGACUUGUGAGGAGGCAAUAGCGAACGAUAAUGGAGACAUACCGGGCGACAAAAAAGGCGCAGCCUGUUUGGAUUCGGCCCUUUGGUCGCACAUGAAGCGAAACUGGUUUUGGGCGUCCAAAGUGCCCAGUAUCGAUAGUGCCUCGAUGGGCUUGAAGAAGGAAAGAAUGAAUAAGGUACUUCCAAAAGAAGUCCCAUUCAAGAACUUGGUCAACAAACCCAGCAAGAUCUUCCUGCACAAACCGCCCAAGGAUGUCCCACCGCCGAAGAAGCCCAAAAAGAUGAAACCCAAGCCGUUAAAACCAAGCAAAACAUUCAACCGGUUGACCAGAAAAAUACCAGAGAGAAAAACCACCGUCCGCAGACAGUAUUACGACAGCAUCGACAAGAUGAUUUUGAAGAAAAUCGGCACUAACCGGAGAGUGAGAUGGACUGCUGAGGAAGACAAGGCGUUGGUGUUGUGCAAGAUUGCCGAUUUGUUUUUGCAGAACGACAAGUACAAGAAGCAAAUCGUGCCUUACUGUGUAGUCCGAGAUGUUCUACAUAGGGUGUGUCCGGUGAGCAAAGGGAAGACGUCUAGGGCUGUUCAGAGGCGACUGAAAACCUUGCAUAAAGAGAGUUCCAUAUCGUUUUCCGAAUUGUACCAAAAUCUACUGCAAGUGCGACCUAUUUUCGAGUAUUACUCGAUAUUGGUCGAUAAAAUUUGGAAAGGCAACGAUGGACAAGAGUCGAUGCGGUUCAAUGAAACACAAAUCACGAACGUGUUCGUUAUUCUGAUGUCAUACGUACUCCGGCAUCAAGAUGAAGUUUUUGCAGUUUUACAAGGAAAUGUGAUCGAUAUCGAUCAUUUGUCGGAAAAUAAUUUGAAAUACACCGAGCAAGUUAUGGUCCCACAAGAAAAAUCGUCUCUCAAGUUCAAAGAUGCGACGAGUGAAGAUGAGAUCAAGGUGGAUGUGUUGAAAUCGGUUAUACACAGUUCCGUUGUGUGCGGAAAUAAUGCAACCAAAGCCUUGCAGUUACUGAGAGUGUACCAAAGGUACCCCGAUCAUUUAAUCAGGAAGGCCGUGGAUGAAUUGCGAAAAUCCAACACCAUAACGUACAACAAGUUCAGCAGCAAGCGAGACAAGCUCUGGCAGGGACCUUACCAUCUCUCCCAGCUGUAUAUUUUCUACCAAUUCACUACGUACAACAUCACCACAGGGGUAGAGAGUUACAGGACUUUUUUGGCACUAAGACCGAACUCGGAGUCGCGUAGCUCUCUGGAUUUCUCUGAAGAGGGCGUAUCUCGAAAGCGUUACGGCCAACUGUUGGGCAUGAACGAGUUCUUCACUUUUUGGAACAAUGUCUCUUUCCAUUUCGACCUGCCGCAGAACAUGAUCAUCCUGAAUCCCGAUAUGGCGAAUCGGGACGAGCUGGUGGCCGAGCUGGCCAGACGGUACCAGGCGAAGAUGCGCAAGGCGCAGCAGCACCAGGAAGGGGUGGAGGGCGAAGAGGGGGAGGCUGAUGUCGGAGCGGAC